Puccinia graminis f. sp. tritici CRL 75-36-700-3 is the source of this 486-nucleotide messenger RNA. RefSeq lists its product as uncharacterized. Lineage: Eukaryota; Fungi; Basidiomycota; Pucciniomycetes; Pucciniales; Pucciniaceae. The coding region runs from base 1 to 486 and encodes 161 amino acids. The transcript is spliced from 4 exons. The record is from RefSeq and is a predicted model, not a curated record.
AUGGGGAUCCGCCUCAGACCAGACCUGUGUUGUGGCAGUGCCACCGGGCUUUUGGGUGAUCCACAUCUUCUGUCCCGAAACUGUACGACUGUCACCGCACCGCUGGACCUCCUUUAUCCUCAAGAGUCCCGCUACAUAAAAGAGCUGGCUUCCAGUAUCUGCCCCUCCCCAGUGACUGCCUUGGUGGUUUUGAUCUUCGGCCUUGUACACGGGCAGGACAUCAUUUUAGAUAAAUGGUGUGCGGACAAUUAUGGGAACGUGGGAAAACCAUGGGCGAUUUGCGGCCAGGCCAACUGGGCGGACAACGACCCAAGGACAGGCAUAUUAACUUGGAGCGUCCAGCCCCAAUCCAACUGCAACCUCGCCGGGCCAAUCCCGUUUUGCUGCCAACAAUCGAUACGCAAGCGAGUCGAAAAUAAUCCGGCCGACAAACCUCCUCAAGUGGAUGGCGCAAUUAUGUUGGACGAGUGUCACAGAUUAGCAUAG